CUUGACCGGAAGAGGAAACUACCCGCCUUCCUCUUGCCUUGAUUGUGACAGGAGAAAAAUGGAGGAGAAAAGCAAGCUGACACCUGCACUGGGAAUGGUCUCUCCCACUAUUCUGCAAGCCUCCCCUGAAUGAGUCAUCCAGCCCGCUCCUCAUUGGACAGGACCAUGCCGUCCCCAGGGAUUGCCUUGCAGCAGCAGCAGCAGCAGCAGCAGCAGCAGCAGCAACAGCGGCAGAGCGGCCUUGCUUCCAUUCACAGAAACAUUGAAAAAAAAUGUUGGGAGGGAGACUGCAGUGCGAAAUCCGCAGCGGUGUGAGCGAGAGCGGAAGCUGCUUAUGAAUGAGCGUCAGUCGCUCUUGUUGCUGGACUAGAUGCUGCUGAGGACAUUUUUUACAUGAAUGGUGUGUGUGUGUGCGUUCUUCCUGCUACCACGGCGACCAGAGAUGCUUCAUCAACAUCAUCGCCACCGCUGCUCUUGAGGAGACUCGUAGGCUUCUUUUCUCGUUCCUUUUUCUUCAUUGACUCAUCCUUCUGAGAAAGAUGUCGGGUUUAUUCAGGUGGACCUGCUGCAGCUGCGUAUUUUAGGCAUCUUUAUUGUUGGGGUUUUGCUGGUCUAUUGAGGGAUUCUAUUCAUCUACACACUUUAUGAUCGGUGCCUAAUUAAUGCACUUUGCUAUUUCUAGUCAGGCUAAAGUUGAAUGAUCUUAUUUCACUGUAACCUCUGAGGGAAAUGUUCAGUUCAAUUAAGUUUUUGUAUUUAUUAUACACAUUUUCAUGAUAUAUUGCACAAAUUAUUCACUAUUAUAGCUUAAUUCCACCUAAGCUACCUCUCAUUUUUUCUUCCUCAAUAAUAACAGUGCAUCAAAUUUUACUAACUGAUUGCUACGAAAGUGCUCUGGGAGUUUUUUUUUCCUCCCUCCCCCUUCCUCCUCCUGCUCUCUCCCUCCAACAGGAAGUGAUUUGCAGUGUUCAGCAAGCCUUUUGUUGAGAAGGUUUUCUCACGUCAGUGAGUCAUGCUCCUGCUCUGAGCCGGCAGCAGCAGCAGCAGACGGACAUUCAUAGUGUUUGCUCCUCUCGACAUACAUUCCUUUUUUGGAGGCUAAAAAUCAUCAUCAUUAUAAUCAUAAGCAGCAGCAGCAUCACCGCUGGAAGCCACAACAGCAGCCUUCUAGCUCUCCAUCCUCCUUGUUUCCAUGGAUUUCCUCUUUAUUUUUCUCCGUGGCCAACUGCAUUGAGGCUUUGGAUUUUUAUCAAUCGGAAUCUGGCGGUGGCUCGACCGCCGUAACCUCUAAUCGAGAGAGAUCUCUGGCCUGUGAUUGCUACAAGGCGUUUGCCGCCACCGCAUCAACCACAACCUCCGCCGCUGCCAUGUUACAGGAGAAGGUAAUCAUCUCGGCGCAGCCACGUCUGCCAGCGCACUCGUGAAAGAGGCGUGUGUGUCGCGGAGAGCAGAGGGAACGAGGGUAUGCUUCACCGUACCAAAUACAACCGCUUCAGGAAUGAAUCGGUGACGUCCGUUGAUGAUCUCGUCCACGGCCUGUCCAUGAACCCCAAGGUCUCGGGCGCCCCGCGGUCCACCACUGAGACUUCCUUCACGCCCCCGACUGAGGUCCAGCCCUCAUCCGCCUCCAAUGCCCCCGGCGCCCCCGCCGGCCACGGCUCCGACCACCCGGACGAUGGAGGUACCCACCUGUGCACCCUCAUCAACAAGGUGUCCAGCUUGAAGUUCACCAACUCAGGGAGCCUGCUUGGCAUUAAGGGUCUGCCCUCAGCUGUCAAGGACCUGGCGGUGGCCAAGCUCCAGGGGGGCGGGGGUUCGGGUUGCUCCAGCGGGGCGACAACUGCGGCGGCCUCCGGCUCUCUGUGCGGCUCGACACCCCCCUGCUCGCAGCUGGAGCCUUCCGCCGGCAUGAGCAAGAAGAGCAGGCUGGACGAGCGUCAUCACAGUGGGGAGGACUGGGUCCCCGGUGGAGGAACGCUGAGCAAAGCCUUCAGAGGGUGGCUGCACUCCAGUGACAAGAUCUCUGGUCCGGGAGUGACUUACAUAGUCAAGUAUCUGGGUUGCAUUGAAGUGCUGCGAUCGAUGAGAUCUUUGGAUUUCGCCACACGUUCCCAAAUAACAAGGGAGGCCAUCAGCUUGGUUUGUGAGGCUGUUCCAGGGACCAAAGGAGCUCUGCGAAAGCGGAAGCCGCCCUCUAAAGCGCUGUCCAGCAUCCUGGGGAAGAGCAAUCUGCAGUUUGCUGGCAUGUCCAUCAACCUGAACAUCUCCACCAGUAGUCUCAACCUGAUGACCCCAGACUGCAAACAGAUUAUAGCCAACCAUCACAUGCAGUCCAUCUCUUUUGCAUCAGGUGGAGACCCUGACACAACUGACUUUGUCGCCUAUGUGGCAAAGGACCCUGUUAACCGAAGAGCGUGCCACAUCCUGGAGUGCUCAGACGGGCUGGCCCAGGAUGUCAUUAGCACCAUCGGCCAGGCUUUUGACCUACGCUUCCAGCAGUACCUGCAGUGCCCGUCCAGCAAGCCGUCCUCCACGCACGACAGGGUGUUCAACGUGGAGGAGUUACCAUGGACGGAGGAGGAGGAGGAGUCAGCAGAGCAUCCUUACUACAACAACAUCCCCGGGAAGAUGCCGCCUCCCGGAGGGUUCAUCGACACCCGGCUGACUAAUCAGAGCACACCGUCAGACGGGAGCCAGGCACAGACGGGCAUAAGCUCUGUGGAUCAGAACUAUUACCAAGGCCGCCACUGCGGAGACAACUGGGCCGAGGAGAAGAGGUCCGUCUUUGUACAACAAGGAUCCUUAGACAUAAACAGCGAGAGCAAAAGUCUGGCGCCAAAACCAGGAGAGAUGCCCACAUACAUGAACACCCAGCAGAUCGACGCCCAGGUGCAGGCGGCACUCCAGGCGGAGUCGGAGCAGGUGACCAAGGGCGUGGCGGCCGCUGCUAGAGAGGUUGCGCAAACUGACUUAUUUGACAUGAAGCCCUUUGAGGAUGCCAUCCAGUCCCAAGCCCCGUCGCAGGUGUCCGCUCUCCACAAAGCGGCGUCGGUGGACAACUCCAGCCCACUCCUGGCUCGCUCCAUAGCUUUCCGAGCGCAGGAGGAGCUGGAGGGCCAGCCGUGGUACCGUGGCAAAAUGAGCCGCCGCGACGCCGAAAAACUGCUGAGAGACGACGGCGACUUCCUGGUGCGCAAAAGCACCACCAACCCGGGCUCAUACGUGCUGACCGGCAUGCACAAUGGACUUGCCAAACACCUCCUGCUGGUGGACCCUGAGGGCACGGUGCGGACAAAAGAUCACGUGUUUGACAGCAUCAGCCACCUUAUUGGCCACCACCGUGAAAACAACCUGCCAAUCAUGUCAGCUGGGAGCGAACUGUGCCUCUUGCAGCCUGUGGUAUGGAAACAGUGACGCUCGCAAUGCCUGAUGGGAAACGGCAGGAACUGUCCCUCCAACCGUCUCACGAACUCAAAGGAAACGCUUGAGGGAAGCUGCUAAAAAAAAAAAAAGUUGCUUGGAUUUGUCUAAGGAAAAACAAAUAUUUAUUAUAGAACUGUUAUUUUGUUGUGAUGACUGAAAUGCUAUAUUUUUGAGAAGACAUAGGAUACACAAUAUCUUGAUUUGGUGUUCAAAAAGAUGACAUAAAAAAACACAUUCUUGUAGUUUAGACAAAACCUCAGAGAGGCGAGAGUAUUUUAGACGACGAAUUCAACUUUAUUGUCUGUCAAGCACAACCACAUUUCUACUGAAACCAUUCAAGCCCGCCCCCCAAACACAAAUAACAUUUAUACAGAAGGAAAAAUGUCCCAAGUGGACUUUUUUGCUUUUGCUGGUGUUACUUAGCAAAGUGAUGGAUUGCAAACACAUCCUUCAUUGUGCUGUCAGUGGCUUUAAAGAACAACUCUUGUUUUGAAAGUACUUCCCUGCUUUACCAAGGAGUAUUAGGGCCAGACUAGAAAGGAACAAAAUCAUUAAAUUACGUGUGGAGAACAGAAAAGUCAUGAGAAUGAAGAUGGGACAUUAAGAAAAAGUUGAAAUGUUACGUACAAAAUGGAUAUUAGUAGUCUUCCAAAAUUAAGACUUCUCUUAAUAUUCCGCAUUUUCUGUCGAAAAUUACACAUGUAUUUUACAAAAAGAAAGCUUUUUGGAUUGUUAUGAUCAUUAUAUGACUUGAUAGCGAUAAAAUUAAGAAAAAUAAUCCUGUUACUUUUUAUGACUUUUUUCUCACACAUUAGGAUAUUUUGAUCCUAUAAAAACUACUAAACUACUACAACUACAGUAUAGUUAUGACUUUAUUCUGAAGAAAUGACCAUGUAUUCUCUUUUUAUCCUACUAUAGCUUAAAUACAGUAUAAUUGUGUAUUUAUUCAAAUACAAUUAAAACUUUUUUAAUGAUAUUUCAACUUUAAUCUGGUAAUAUUGCAGCUUUAAUAUUAUGAUUUAUUCUAAUAAAGUAUUUUUUUUUAGUAAAAACUUUAUUUUUAACAAUAUUCAAAUAUAACGGUGCAAUUGCUAUUUUCUCCUUAAUAUCACCCCUUCAUGCUUUUUUAUUCUUAUAUAUAUUUCCUUUUUUCUCAAAUUUUACCUAUUUCGACUAUAACAACUUUUGUUAUUGUAUACAUCUUCAUUUCUGUAAUAUUUCAUCCUUAUUCCUGUAAUAGAAAGAUUUUAUUCUCAAAGUUUUAUUAUUUGUUCUUUCUGGUGUGGCCCUAAUAUUACUUCGUAUGAACUAAAGAAAAAGUUAUUCGUAAACCUCAUUAUUUGGAGGAGAGGCUUGUCUGUGCUGACACUGUACAAAUAUUUACACUUUUAACACAAUUCCAAUUUGGGUUGUUCUUAUUUUUAACGGUUUGAUCAGUCAUUGCUUUAGGGAUUUAUCCAGCAGAUUAUUUUGAACAUAUUUAAAUGAUCUGAGUGACCACAAUAGCACAAUCACUAAGGUGGAAGACACAGAGGCAAGAGUUCCCUCAUGUUGCCACUAGGUGUCAGCACAUAGCCCUUCCUCAGCAUCCAUCACUACAAUGAUAGCAAAGAUGCUCUCUUGCCUCUGUGUAGUCCCACUUCUCAAUGCUCUCGUCCAUCAAAACCAAAAUGAAAAGGGAGGGAGGUUGAACCAAAAUCAGCAUGCAUUUAAUGGGUUUGACUCCACCGAUGCAAUGUAAUAUAUAUAUAUUAUAUGCUAUAUUUUAUAUAUAUAUUAUCAAUCGUGCCUGUAUUUUGCUGCAAGGGGGGAGUGUACAUGUUUAACAACCAUGUGGGUACACAAAGUGUCACAUUACAUAAACAUUCAGCAGGGAAACAAUCCAUGGCUUUAUGGGGAACCUUUUCUCAUACUAUUAUUAAUGAGAUUUGAUUUGAAAAAAUAUUCCAUAGUGCAAGGUAGAAAUUCAACUAAAUUGGCAGAUUUUUUUUUUUACUUUUAAUUUUAUUCAGAUAAUUCUUAAUUUUGCAACACUAUUCCAGAAGGUUUUUAAACUAAGACAACAAUACAUUUUUAAAAAAAAGACAACUAAUUCACUAACAAGAAAGGGGAUGCAAAUAAUGUGGAUUUCUACAUGCUGAAAUUUAAUCACAUCAUAUUGGAAAUAGUAGAAAUCAGUUUAAAAUCCCAUUCCUAUCCAAGAACAUGGCUUGUUGUCUGGGGUUUCCGGUGAUGAAAAUGUGCCUUUUCUUUGUAAAAAAAACAA
Molecule: messenger RNA, 5689 nt
Organism: Entelurus aequoreus (snake pipefish)
Lineage: Eukaryota; Metazoa; Chordata; Actinopteri; Syngnathiformes; Syngnathidae
Gene: shc3
Product: SHC (Src homology 2 domain containing) transforming protein 3
Exons: 13
Coding region: 1465-3414 (649 amino acids)
Biological process (GO): intracellular signal transduction; cell surface receptor protein tyrosine kinase signaling pathway
Cellular component (GO): plasma membrane
Molecular function (GO): receptor tyrosine kinase binding
Source: RefSeq, a predicted model, not a curated record